Molecule: messenger RNA, 936 nt
Organism: Lotus japonicus
Lineage: Eukaryota; Viridiplantae; Streptophyta; Magnoliopsida; Fabales; Fabaceae
Exons: 1
Coding region: 1-936 (311 amino acids)
Source: RefSeq, a predicted model, not a curated record
AUGGUGCUGCAAUCGGGACCCUGGGUUUUCAACAGAUUCGCUGUGGUGCUCGAAGCUCUGGAUAUUAACGUCCAUCCCUCAAAGGUGCCUCUUACCCGACUCCCCUUUUGGGUUCGUGUGUUCGACUUACCAUACAGUUGCUGGUCUGAGCAAGUCGCUAGGGCGCUGGGAGGUGCUUUUGCAGGUUAUAUUACAAGCGAUCGGCGGGGUAAUAAUCGCCUUGGUGCUUACUUCCGGUUUAAGGUCUGGAUAGACGUUACUGUCCCGCUGCGUAGGGGACAGGUCUUAGCACUUGAUGAUGGAGGACAGUUAGAAGUGUUCUUUCAGUACGAAAAGCUGCACAACCAUUGCUAUAUUUGUGGCUUUCUUGAUCAUGUGGCAAAACACUGUGACAAGGGUCCGCUCGCACCAGAGGAGGAGGCUCCGUAUGGCGGGCUCCGUGCAGAGGAGUAUGACAGAGACCGUGGGUUUUCAAACAAGAGUAGCAAACAAAACAGGUCUUCUGGCAGCGGUGUGGAACAGACCACAGGGCACAAGGAGGGGAAACCAAUUGCCACCCGAGAGGAAGAUGAUGUCUAUGAUGGCUUAGCUGGCGAGUUCGAGGAUUAUGAGGAAGAUGAUACUGAGAUUAAUCCAGAAGCUGUCUUAGAGGGAGGUCUAGAUGGUAAAACAGAGCUUGAGAACCCGGGAGAUAAACGGAAAACAUCACAGAAGCUCUCCACAAGUGGAGCCAUGAACAGGUCGCACAGUGGCGACGGAGGGCCCUCUAAGAGUUCUACUCCGAGGGGGACAAAGUGGCAAAGGAAACGGUCCGGGAACUCAUCUUCUGCUCCGGACCGGUCAGGAACGGGGGCAACACCUCCUCUAAAGAAGAUGAACACAGAGAAUGGAUUGGGAUCGGCGGAGACUGCUAGGCAGUCCCGCCCACCUCAAUGA